UUCGAAUGACGACAUCGUUUGUACGAUAAUAUUUCAUGUGAAAAUUACUUACGACGAAAAUUUUCAUUUAAACAAGCGUCUGAAGUGAUAACUGGCUGAGAAGAAAGUGUUGUGAAAAAAGAGAAAUCGGUGAACAAAACAGCGUUCGUACACGACAUGGAAUAUGCCGUUCAGCAGCGGCGACAGUAUCUGCGGAAGUAAAGAAUACCACAACAUUCCACACCUAUAGAAAAAGGAAGCUGAUGCAAGAAGUGUGUGAAGCAGUGGAGAAAGCUAGUUUUAGUAACUUUUCCACCGCUCUCCUCCUCAACGGGAGAGUGAUCAACGACACUGAAAAGGAGCAGGACUAGGACUCCCACGUCCUUGACAAUAUCACAUACGACUGUACUAAAAUGUCCGAUACCAAUCCUACGGCUGACCACAAUAGACAGCAGACGGACAGCUACCAGGCGGCAGGCUCAGAAAAAGAAGAGGUACAAAAGUCUCAACCUUCACCCGUCGAAGUGGAUCGUAAGUCUACUGCAGCAGCUGAUCGACCGGCCAAUUCAGGGGCACUCACAGAAACGACCAACAUCCCAGCAACAUCAGCACCACAAACCAGCUCAUCGGCUUCGGAACAAUUGUUGUAUUGUAACCCCGCGGCAGAUUCAACAAACGUUGUGUUGAAUCCGCAGACAUCAACAACCGCGGCAAUCGAACGUCAGACAUCGGUCGGGUCCAUAGAUAGUGGAACGACGAUGCCUUCGGCAACAGGAGGAGGAAGUGGAACCGCCGGAGGAAGUGGAUUCCGGAGUUCCUUCAGCAAUGGCCGAGUUUCGUUUAGCCGGUUUAUUUCCGUAGAUAGAACACGAUCGGGAAACGAGACGGGGAAUGGGCGUUCAUCAAACUUCAGCAAUGAUGUGUUUAGCGAUUUUUUAACGCUAGUGCAACAAGCAAGACAUCCGAGCAGCUUUUUUUCAGCGGAACGAAGGACAUUUUUUAAUCAAACACCAUCUUCCGGGAGGUCGCAUGCUCCCGGAACAAGCACGCCACCAUCAUCGGCCCACAGUGGUAAUUCGGCUAGCGAAGUCGUAAUCGAUGUUGACGGCGGCGGUGGCACUACUGCGGUCGGUGGCGGAACAUCGCUACGUUCGUCACAAAAUGAGCUGUAUCCGAUGUCAACAUCGUCGUCCUCAGCCAGCACUGGGAUUCGACCGUUUAUGUGGAUGCAACAGACAGAAGAAAGUGCCCCGUCUUCUGCUCCAACAAACGGGGGACGGUCGCCACUGAUGCCAAACUUCAACUAUAGCCACCAUCACCAUCAUCAUCACUUCCACAACCAUCAGCCGUUGGCGCUGCAUCAGCACAGUCAGCCGUUGGCCGGAAUGGCGAUGGGCGGAGCACAACAGUCUCCUUUGUCUGCAAGUGUUGACGGUGGCACUUCAUCAGCCGUUGGGGACCAGCAACCACAUCAACACAGCGGUGGCGGUGUGGCGGCUAUCUCCACACCAAACGGAUCAAACUUGCCACCGUUUGGCGGUGGGGGUGCCACUCGUAGCAACAGUGUGAGCUCUAAUCACCUCAACGAUGAGGCAACCGUUCACGAAGCAUUGAACCAAAUACCGGAGGCUCGGGUUAUGAUGGACACUUUGGCUCGAUACACACCGUUACUGCUGAUCUUGGUGGCUAAACUGUGCUACGACCAUUUAGACGGAAUCAUCUACUUCCUCAUGCUGCUGAUAACGUUCUACCAUGCGAACUGGGUGGUGCGGCAGGAAAUUUCGAAACAAAAGCAGCGCCGCAUCAUUGUGCUACUGCGCGAGUUGUUAGUUAUCGUUGUGACGCUGAUGAUAUUCGGGCUUGUCUUCGAGUUUGAAAACAUUUGGCUGGUGUUACUGUUUAUGCCAAUUUCGUUGCAACCUCAGUCCUUAAAGUCACUCCUGUUUUCCGUCUGCAUCACCGACCUCAUUCUGAAGCAGAUAACGAUUGUGAUAAAAAUCAUCUUUACUUUGAUGCCCCCGAGCUUGGUGGACUACAAGAGCAGAGGCAAAAUUUAUCUUAUGAUCGAAUCAUUAUCGCAAUUAUACCGUGCCGCAGCUCCUAUACAACCGUGGUUAAUUUUCUUGUUUGAAUCGUACUCGGGCUCGGAGAAAAUGGUUGGAGUUAUCUUAUCGGCAGUAUACAUAGUGGCAAAGUCUACGGAUCUGCUUGACAGAGUCAAAUUUUGUCGUCGAUCGUUAAUUAAACUGCUGCAGAAAACAAGCUACGGAACUGUGCCUACAAAAGAGCAGUUGCAGACUUGUGGCGGACAGUGUUCGAUUUGUCAUGAUAACUUCGUCGCUCCCGUGCUUCUUGAAUGCAAUCACAUCUUCUGCGAGUUAUGCGUCGGCACCUGGUUCGACCGGGAACAAACGUGCCCUCUGUGUCGUGCCAGGAUCGUGGACGAUCCUUCUUACCGAGAUGGGGCCACCACAUUCUUCUUGCAGUUAUACUAAUUGAUGCCGUUUUUUGAACGCCGUGGUAACUAGAAUGAAGCAUUAGCUCUUAUGUACCGCUCUAAAUUCCUCUCUACUGAGUUAAUAGAGUUCAUUGAUUGUUGCCCUAAAACAUGGGGUUGGAGAUUACGUUUAUUUGUAUCGUUCGUAAAUUUCAAAUGCAAAGAGGUCGAUAAGGACAACUAAUUCCUGACACAUGAAACGCCAUCCGCGCUAAACGCAUGCUCGGUUUUGGGGUAAUAUUCUUUCGACUCUUAAGGGUCAUUCUAUCGAUAAAAAAAACCUUUGUGUAGCAAAAGGAACAAUGAAACGGGCAAUCUAAUAAUGAGUUAUUUUUGUAUAUAUAUAUGAUCAGUAAUGGAGUUCCCGAAAAGCAGCAUGAAAGAAGUUAGUUUACUUAUCUGGCAGCUUGUCCAAAUCUGAUUCGAAAUAAAAAAAAACAAUUGUAUGUUCAAUAGUAUUUACUGUGCAGAAUUUAUG
This is a messenger RNA of Anopheles cruzii, 2954 nucleotides long. RefSeq names its product RING finger and transmembrane domain-containing protein 2. The transcript has 4 exons. Gene Ontology annotation, molecular function: ubiquitin protein ligase activity. Gene Ontology annotation, biological process: positive regulation of ERAD pathway. NCBI's taxonomy places the organism in Eukaryota, Metazoa, Arthropoda, Insecta, Diptera, Culicidae. The coding region runs from base 393 to 2474 and encodes 693 amino acids. The record is from RefSeq and is a predicted model, not a curated record.